CGCAGCUGGGCACAGCGGCUGCUGCGGGAUCUGGGGCUGCUGGGGCCACAGGCGCCAUGUCGGGCCGCUCAGUGCGGGCAGAGACCCGCAGCCGCGCCAAGGAUGACAUCAAAAAAGUCAUGGCGGCGAUCGAGCGCGUUCGCAAAUGGGAGAAGAAAUGGGUGACAGUGGGAGACACAUCUCUGCGGAUAUUCAAGUGGGUGCCUGUGGCUGAUAGCAAAGAGAAAGAGAAGUCCAAAUCCAGUGGUACUGCUGUCCAGGAACCAAAUGGCUAUCCAGCUGAAACUGCAACCAACUCUUCCCUUCUCCUGGAAUUCCAAGAUGAGAAUAGCAAUCAAAGUUCCCUCUCAGAUACCUAUCAACUAAAGGCAGACAGUAGCGCUGCUUCCAGCCCCAGUCCACAGCAAAGUGAAUCCAUGAGCCCCAGCCACACCUCUGACUUCCGCACUGACGAUUCACAGCCACCUACGCUGGGACAGGAGCCCUUGGAAGAACCUGCUCUCCCUCCAUCAGAAGUAGCUGAUGAACCUCCAACCCUCACAAAGGAAGAGCCAGUUAAACUCAAGGCUCAGGUGAACGGAGGGGAGGAAGAUUCUGGUGCACCUCCACUUAAGAGAUUUUGUGCUGAUCAGAACUCCAUAUGUCAUGCAGCUUCUGAGAGCUAGCCAGUCUGCUUCAUCCUGUGAUACAGUUCUUUUCAAAACUCCACCUGCCCCUCUCUCUCAAAAUACCAGUCUGUUUGAAAGUUGGUAUUCUUCUCCACCUCCAUGUUUCUCUCCUGUGCAAUGUCCUCCAAGAAUCAACUUGCUCUUUCCAUAACCUCUCCAGAUGAAACUUUGCCCAUCCUACCUGUGUUAAGAUUUGUCCCCUUUGUGCAAUCUCCUCCCAGCCACGCCCUCUUGACUUGCACGCUUAAGGAAUGAGGUGGUUGCAACCUCUCUUGUAUACUUUUUAUUUAUCCUCUUUGUGGGCUUUGAGGACUGCAGCUAAGAAGGUUCCUGUAAGAAAGAGGAGCUCUCUGCACUUAACAGGUAGCUUGUAAGUCCAUCCCUGUCCUUUCUCUUCCAGACAGUGAAGGAUUCUCUCUGGAGGCAAGUCAGGACCUGGUGAAAGUCUGCCUGGGAUGCUGUGCAAUAGUUGUGGGGUUAAGCCAUUAGUGCUGGAGGGAGCCAAAACUUUCCCCUCCAGGGAAGGGUAGGUAGUGCUGCAGCUGAGAAGGCGUUCUAGGAAGUGAAGGCUGGGCUGCAUCUAGGUGGCUAAAGGGCUCUCCUUUGCAGUCUGGCAAACAUGGACCUCAGGGUGAAGAAUAUCUCCCCAGGUGCCAAAGGGGCAUUGUCUCUGAGCAGCCCUUCUCAGGGGUGGAAUAGCCACCUAGCACAGCUAGCACCAAUGACCCGGCCCUCUCUAGUCUCUGCAGACCUGUCCUCUCCAUCACAAUCUGCAUGUGGAACUGACUUUGUGAUCAGGGCCCUGCUGCCAUGAAAAGUGCUGGCCACGCAGGGAAGAAAAGAGAUAUUUUAGCACUGAAGAGAAUAUUUUUAAAAUUAAACUAUUUGAAAUAGUA
Candoia aspera is the source of this 1564-nucleotide messenger RNA. RefSeq names its product BAF chromatin remodeling complex subunit BCL7B (gene BCL7B). The record is from RefSeq and is a predicted model, not a curated record. NCBI's taxonomy places the organism in Eukaryota, Metazoa, Chordata, Lepidosauria, Squamata, Candoiidae. The transcript has 6 exons. The coding region runs from base 57 to 665 and encodes 202 amino acids.